GGCCAGGCGGGGGUGGGCGCUCACGCAUCCCGGGCACACGCCCAUCAUGUGGCCGCCCUCAUGGGAGGGGCUCCGAGGAUGACUUUAAAGAUGCAGAGAAAGGCUCCAUUCUUCCCAGGACCUCAGUCCAACCCUGGCCCAGGGAAGCAGGAGGCAGGCAGAGGUCUCAGAGGCCAGGAGGGGCCAGAGGUAUGGAGAUGUCCUGGGGACCUGAGCGGCCUCUAGGGAAGAGGCAAGGAGGGAGCUGAGGACCAGGUUUGUCCGAAUUGGUUGUGAGAUGCCCUGAUGUCAGAGGGUUCAUGCUAGGAAGUGUCGACUGGCUCGGACAUGCCCAAGCUGGCCGGUCCAGGAGGGAGAGGGUGAGUGUGAGGGCAGAUCUGGGGGGUGCCCGGAUGGAAUGAGGCAGGCAUGGGGGACACCCAAGGCUCCCCAGCAGCACCAUGAGCUGAGCAGGACACCUGCAGGGGGAGAACUGUGGGGACCUGGGAGCCUCCAACGACCCCUUCCUGCUUCCUGGACGGGACUAUGCCUAUGCAGGGAGCUCAGAGGAAACUCCUGGGGUCCCUCAACUCCACCCCCACAGCCACCUCCAACCUGGGGCUGGCUGCUAACCACACAGGAGCCCCAUGCCUGGAGGUGUCCAUCCCCGACGGGCUCUUCCUCAGCCUGGGGCUGGUGAGCUUGGUGGAGAAUAUGCUGGUCGUGGCCGCCAUCGCUAAGAACCGCAACCUGCACUCGCCCAUGUACUGCUUCAUCUGCUGCCUGGCCCUAUCGGACCUGCUGGUGAGCGGCAGCAACAUGCUGGAGACGGCCGUCGUCGUCCUGCUGGAGGCUGGCGCGCUGGCGACCCGGGCCUCGGUGGUCCAGCAGCUGCACAACACCAUCGACGUGCUCACCUAUAGCUCCAUGCUGUGCAGCCUCUGCUUCGUGGGCGCCAUCGCUGUGGACCGUUACAUCUCCAUCUUCUACGCACUGCGCUACCACAGCAUCAUGACGCUGCCGCGGGUGCAGAGAGUGAUCGCGGCCAUCUGGGUGGCCAGUGUCACCUCCAGCACACUCUUCAUCACCUACUACGAACACGUGGUCGCCCUGCUGUGCCUUGUGGUCUUCCUGACCAUGCUAGUGCUCAUGGCUGUGCUGUACGUCCACAUGCUGGCCCGGGCCUGCCAGCAUGCCCAGGGCAUCACCCGGCUCCACAAGAGACAGCCGCCAGCCCACCAGGGCUUUGGCCUCAGAGGUGCUGCCACCCUCACCAUCCUGCUGGGCAUCUUCUUUCUCUGCUGGGGCCCCUUCUUCCUGCAUCUCACACUGGUCGUCUUCUGCCCUCAGCACCUGACCUGCAGCUGUAUCUUCAAGAACUUCAAGGUCUUUCUGACCCUCAUCAUCUGCAACACCAUCAUCGACCCCCUCAUCUACGCUUUCCGCAGCCAGGAGCUCUGCAGGACGCUCAAGGAGGUGCUGCUGUGCUCCUGGUGCGCACGGACCUGUGCCCUCGUCAGCUGGGACAUGAAGUCUCUGGGUGGAAAUGUGUGCCAAGAGCCUCUGCGAGGGAGUCUGCUCCCACCACAGUCCCAGGAGAAGGGGCUUUGUGACCACUUAGCCACAGCCAUGCAGCAGCUCCUGCAGCAGGAAUUCUGGGAAGUCAUCAGUGAUGAGCAUGGCAUAGACCCCAGUGGCAACUACGUGGGCGACUCUGACUUGCAGCUGGAGCGGAUCAGCGUCUACUACAAUGAGGCAUCUUGUGAGUGCCUGCCCCAGCCUCCCUUGGGGCCUCCUUUACAGAAGAGAGAACGGGCAUGGGGCUGGAGUCUGGACUGCAGAGCCCCUGACCCUGUCUGCUACCCCUCUUCUCCCUGCAUAGGUCAGAGUGGGGCCGGCAACAACUGGGCCAAGGGCCACUACACGGAGGGCGCGGAGCUGGUGGAUUCGGUCCUGGACGUCGUGAGGAAGGAGUGUGAAAACUGCGACUGUCUGCAGGGCUUCCAGCUGACCCACUCGCUGGGGGGCGGCACGGGGUCCGGGAUGGGCACGCUGCUCAUCAGCAAGGUGCGUGAGGAGUACCCUGACCGCAUCAUGAACACCUUCAGCGUGGUGCCCUCGCCCAAAGUGUCUGACACGGUGGUGGAGCCCUACAACGCCACGCUGUCCAUCCACCAGCUGGUGGAGAACACAGAUGAGACCUACUGCAUCGACAACGAGGCGCUCUACGACAUCUGCUUCCGCACCCUCAAGCUGGCCACGCCCACCUACGGGGACCUCAACCACCUGGUGUCGGCCACCAUGAGCGGGGUGACCACCUCACUGCGCUUCCCAGGCCAGCUCAACGCCGACCUGCGCAAGCUGGCGGUGAACAUGGUGCCCUUCCCCCGCCUGCACUUCUUCAUGCCCGGCUUUGCGCCCCUCACGGCCCGGGGCAGCCAGCAGUACCGGGCCCUGACCGUGCCCGAGCUCACCCAGCAGAUGUUUGACGCCAAGAACAUGAUGGCCGCCUGUGACCCACGCCACGGCCGCUACCUGACCGUGGCCACUGUGUUCCGGGGCCGCAUGUCCAUGAAGGAGGUGGACGAGCAGAUGCUGGCCAUCCAGAGCAAGAACAGCAGCUACUUCGUGGAGUGGAUCCCCAACAACGUGAAGGUGGCCGUGUGCGACAUCCCACCCCGCGGCCUCAAGAUGUCCUCCACCUUCAUCGGCAACAGCACCGCCAUCCAGGAGCUGUUCAAGCGCAUCUCCGAGCAGUUCACGGCCAUGUUCCGGCGCAAGGCCUUCCUGCACUGGUACACGGGCGAGGGCAUGGACGAGAUGGAGUUCACCGAGGCCGAGAGCAACAUGAACGACCUGGUGUCCGAGUACCAGCAGUACCAGGACGCCACGGCCGAGGAGGAGGGCGAGAUGUACGAAGACGAGGACGAGGAGUCGGAGGCCCAGGGCCCGAAGUGAAGCUGCUUGCGGCUGGCGUGAGGGGCAGGCGGCGGCCUGGGCCAAGGCCAGCAGUGCCUGACCCCCAGAGCCAUCUUGCUGCCACCACCGUCCCCUGCUACCCCCCACCCUCGGGCUCCUGCGCGCCUCCUGCAGUAUUUACGGCCUCAUCUUCCCCACCCAGGCCACCUGCGUGCUGCUCCUGUCUCUGUCUUAUUGCAGCUCCUGGCCUGAUGUUUUAUGGUUUUGUUUUUUACUGGUUUGCGUUUAUAUUUUUGGGGAUACUUAAUAAAUCUAUUGCUGUCAGAUA
This is a messenger RNA of Cebus imitator (Panamanian white-faced capuchin), 3226 nucleotides long. RefSeq names its product tubulin beta-3 chain. Gene Ontology annotation, cellular component: membrane; microtubule; cytoplasm. Gene Ontology annotation, molecular function: structural constituent of cytoskeleton; GTPase activity; GTP binding. The record is from RefSeq and is a predicted model, not a curated record. Gene Ontology annotation, biological process: axon guidance; G protein-coupled receptor signaling pathway; mitotic cell cycle. Lineage: Eukaryota; Metazoa; Chordata; Mammalia; Primates; Cebidae.